Trichoderma virens Gv29-8 is the source of this 537-nucleotide messenger RNA. RefSeq lists its product as uncharacterized. Gene Ontology annotation, cellular component: membrane; endomembrane system. The record is from RefSeq and is a predicted model, not a curated record. The transcript is spliced from 4 exons. The coding region runs from base 26 to 388 and encodes 120 amino acids. NCBI's taxonomy places the organism in Eukaryota, Fungi, Ascomycota, Sordariomycetes, Hypocreales, Hypocreaceae.
CCUCAACCCGUCAUUCGCAGCAAAAAUGUCUGGAAAAUUCGAGCCCAAAGUCCCCGUCCAGCUGGACCCUCCCAGGAGCGAUCCCAUUUCUCUCGAAGCCCUGGCCGCCGCCAACGGCGUCGAUGGAGCAAAGACCUACGUUGCAAUCAAAGGCAAAGUCUACGAUGUGACUGGCAACAAGGCGUACCAGCCUGGCGGCUCAUACCACGCCUUCGCCGGCAAAGACGCCUCUAGAGCACUGGGCAAGACAUCCACCAAGCCGGAAGACGUACAGGCAGUCUGGCAGGAUCUCAGCGAUAAGGAAAAGGGGACUCUCGAGGACUGGGUAACGUUCUUCUCUAAGCGAUACAAUGUGGUGGGAGUUGUUGAGGGGGCCACCAACUUGUAAAAAGCAUAGAGUUGGACCCGUGGAUAUAGAUAGAUGCGAGGCGUGGGUGAUUGGUACAACCAACUAUCAUGUACUGAGCGGAAAUGCUUUUGUGUGCGCCUAAAGGUAGUCAUGGCAAAUAUUCUCAUCAUUCAGUCGAAUUUAAUCUG